Molecule: messenger RNA, 3015 nt
Organism: Gracilinanus agilis (Agile Gracile Mouse Opossum)
Lineage: Eukaryota; Metazoa; Chordata; Mammalia; Didelphimorphia; Didelphidae
Gene: RNF111
Product: ring finger protein 111
Exons: 14
Coding region: 42-2990 (982 amino acids)
Biological process (GO): ubiquitin-dependent protein catabolic process; positive regulation of DNA-templated transcription; positive regulation of transforming growth factor beta receptor signaling pathway
Cellular component (GO): cytoplasm; nucleus
Molecular function (GO): ubiquitin protein ligase activity; SMAD binding; SUMO polymer binding
Source: RefSeq, a predicted model, not a curated record
AAGGGGGUGGCCGGUGCCUAAGGACUUCCUUACAAUUUCCCAUGACUCAAUGGACUCCUGAUUGUAACAGACUCUAUACCUUAAAAGCGGAUAUGAAGAGUGAGGUACCUUCUGAUGCACCAAAGACGCCGGAAAGUCUAAAAGGGAUCCUCUUGCACCCUGAGCCCAUUGGGGCAGCCAAAAGUUUCCCUGCAGAAGUUGAGAUGAUAGCUAGUAAAGUAGAGAAUGAAUUCUCUCACUUGUGUGAUGAUUCUCAAAAACAAGAGAAAGACAUGAAUAGUAACCAACAAGACCAAGAAAAAGGUAUUGUUGUAAGGAAAAAACGGAAGAGUCAGCAGGCUGGCCCUUCAUAUACUCAAAACUGUGUUGUUAAAGAAAGCCAGGGAAUGUUAGGAUUGAGACAACACCUAGAAACGCAAAGUGAUGAAGAUAAUGAUUCCUCUUUUAGCGAUUGUGUUUCUUCCCCUUCAUCUAGUCUGCAUUUUGGAGAUUCUGAUACUGUAACAUCUGAUGAAGACAAGGAAGUCUCUGUUAGGCAUUCCCAAGCGAUAUUGAAUGCUAAAAGUAGAACUCAUGGUUCUCGGUCACAAAAAUGGCCUCGGACUGAGACAGAAUCUGUCUCGGGAUUAUUGAUGAAAAGGCCCUGUUUUCAUACUAAUUCAUUAAGGAGACUUCCAUGUAGAAAAAGAUUUGUGAAAAAUUCUUCACAGAGGACACAGAAACAAAAAGAGAGAAUUUUAAUGCAGAGGAAAAAACGGGAGGUCCGGCGAAAGUAUGCAUUGCUCCCCAGCUCUAGCAGUUCUAGUGAGAAUGAUCUCAGUAGCGAAUCUUCUUCUAGCUCUUCCACUGAAGGAGAAGAAGACUUAUUUGUGUCGACCAGUGAAAACCACCAAAACAGUACAACCAUUCCCUCAGGAAAUAUUGAUGAGGAUGUUGUGGUGAUCGAAGCAUCCUCCACUCCCCAGGUUACUGCCAAUGAAGAAAUUAAUGUCACCUCAACUGACAGUGAGGUGGAGAUUGUAACAGUUGGAGAAAGCUAUCGGUCUCGUUCAUCAGUCGGACACUCCAGAUCUCAUUGGAGUCAAGGCUCAAAUUCUCAUACUGCUCGGUCUCAGGAGCCACGAAACCGGAGUAGAAUUUCUACAGUUAUACAGCCCUUGAGGCAGAAUGCCGCAGAAGUUGUGGACCUUACUGUGGAUGAAGAUGAACCCACAUUAGUACCAACCACCUCUGCUAGAGUGGAAUCCCAGGUUGUGAGUUCUUCCAAUAACAAUUCAAAUGCACCUACCUCAGAGCAGGCCUCUGAAGCUACUUCAGCUAUCUCCAGUACCCAGCCCUCUGCAGUGUCAGAAGCUUCCAUUCUUCCUAGCAAUAGCACUGCUGGUACAUCAACAGGAGAUGAUAUAAGGAGAACCACAUCUAGUGCUGUAAUGGAGACUGGACCUACUGCAAUGCCAAGGUUACCUUCCUGUUGUCCCCAACACUCACCAUGUGGAGGGUCAUCACAGAAUCUCCAUGGAAUAGGGCAUCCCCACACAAGUUGUUUUCAACAACACGGACACCACUUUCAACAUCAUCACCACCACCACCAUACUCCUCACCCAGCUGUUCCAAUUUCUCCUUCAUUCAGUGAGCCUGGUUGUCCUGUGGAAAGGCCUCCACAAGUGCAGGCACCAUGUGGAGCAAGUAAUAGUUCUACUACUAGCUACCAUGACCAGCAGGCCUUACCAGUGGACCUGAGCAACAAUGGUAUCAGAAGUCAUGGAAAUGGUGGUUUUCAUGGAGCAUCUGCCUUUGAUCCCUGCUGCCCUGUUUCUUCUUCACGAGCUGCAAUUUUUGGCCACCAGGCUAGUGCUGGCCCAAGCCAGCCAUUAUCAAUGGAUGGCUAUGGAUCAAGUGUGGUUGCACAGCCUCAACCCCAGGCUCCUCCACAAGCCUCCCUUUCAUCAUGCCGACAUUAUAUGCCACCCCCUUAUCCUUCUUUGACCAGACCACUUCAUCAUCAAACUUCUACAUGCCCCCACUCUCAUGGGAACCCUCCUUCUCAGCCUCAACCCCCAACUCAAGUAGAUUAUGUUAUUCCUCAUCCUGUACAUCCCUUCCAUACACAGAUGACUUCUCAUGCUGCAUCUCAUCCUGUGCCUCCUCCCCCACCAACUCACCAUUUAAGCAGUACAGCUGCUCCAAUUCCCCAGCAUCUCCCCCCUACACACCAGCCAAUUUCACAUCAUAUCCCUGCUACAGCACCUUCAGCACAGAGACUGCAUCCUCAUGAAGUGAUCCAGAGGAUGGAGGUUCAGAGGAGAAGAAUGAUGCAACAUCCAACGAGGGCACAUGAGCGCCCUCCACCUCAUCCACAUCGGAUGCACCCAAACUAUGGUCACGGGCAUCACAUCCAUGUGCCUCAGACAAUGUCUUCACAUCCUCGACAAGCUCCAGAAAGGUCUGCUUGGGAAUUGGGAAUUGAAGCUGGAGUGACUGCAGGGACAUAUCCUCCAGGUGCAUUACAUCCUCACUUGGCUCAUUACCAUGCACCUCCUCGACUUCAUCAUUUACAACUAGGAGCUCUUCCAUUAAUGGUUCCAGACAUGGCAGGCUAUCCUCAUAUCCGUUACAUUUCAUCAGGAUUGGAUGGAACAUCAUUUAGAGGCCCCUUCAGGGGCAAUUUUGAGGAAUUGAUUCACUUGGAAGAACGGUUAGGAAAUGUUAAUCGUGGAGCUUCCCAGGGAACAAUUGAAAGAUGUACAUAUCCACACAAAUACAAAAAGAGGAAACUGCACUGCAAACAAGAUGGGGAAGAGGGAACUGAGGAAGAUACAGAGGAGAAAUGUACCAUUUGUUUGUCUAUUUUAGAGGAAGGUGAAGAUGUGAGGCGCCUUCCAUGUAUGCACCUUUUCCACCAAGUGUGUGUCGACCAGUGGUUAAUUACUAAUAAGAAGUGCCCCAUUUGCAGAGUGGACAUUGAAGCUCAGCUGCCAAGUGAAAGUUGACACCAUUUUCCCAGAACUCUUGCCC